UAUUAACCAUCUAUAACGAUCAGUAAAGAAAAAAAAAAAGAAAAUAAAAUUUGUAGAAGAUUAUUAAGGUUACCGAAAAUCAUGGCAUUUAUUUCUGUUAGAGAGAUAUUCACACCAGUUUUCAGACAUAGCAUCAAACAUGUAUAUCUUAGCAGGCACAUUGUUAAGUGUCAACACAAUAAACUAUGCAACCAAUUGCUGUUACCAACCAUAACUAGUCAAAGAUUUUACGCAGAAAAGAAAAUAUUUAGCAGAGAUAAACCUCAUUGUAAUGUUGGAACAAUAGGACAUGUUGAUCAUGGAAAGACUACGUUAACCGCAGCAAUAACUAAAGUUCUUGCUGAAAAACAAUUGGCUAAGGCUAAAGGUUACAGUGAAAUAGACAAUGCACCAGAAGAAAAGGCACGUGGUAUAACAAUCAAUGUUGCACAUAUUGAAUAUCAAACAGAAAAACGUCAUUAUGGACACACAGAUUGUCCAGGUCAUGCGGAUUAUAUUAAAAAUAUGAUUACGGGUACUGCCCAAAUGGAUGGUGCUAUUUUAGUUGUAGCAGCUACCGAUGGUACCAUGCCACAAACCAGAGAACAUUUACUUCUAGCUAAACAAAUUGGAAUUGAGCAUAUCGUUGUUUUUAUUAACAAAGUUGAUGCUGCAGAUUCUGAAAUGGUUGAAUUAGUAGAAAUGGAAAUACGUGAUUUAUUAACUGAAAUGGGUUUCAAUGGUGAACAAAUUCCUGUUAUCAAGGGCAGUGCACUUAAUGCACUUGAAGGAAAAAAUCCAGAAAUUGGUGCAGAAUCAAUUUUAAAACUUUUAGAUGCUGUUGAUGAUAAUGUACCAACGCCAAUAAGAGAAUUGGAUAAACCAUUUUUAUUACCAGUAGAAUCAGUUUAUUCAAUUCCUGGUAGAGGUACAGUUGUUACUGGUAGAUUAGAAAGAGGAAAGAUUAAGAAAGGAAUGGAUUGUGAAUUCAUUGGAUAUAAUAAAACGAUGAAGAGUGUAAUCACUGGUAUUGAAAUGUUUCAUCAAAUAUUAGAAGAAGCACACGCUGGUGAUCAAUUAGGUGCUCUUGUUAGAGGCUUGAAAAGGACUGAUGUUAAAAGAGGUAUGAUCAUGUGUAAACCAGGUUCUAUGAAAGCGUAUGAUCAUUUUGAAGCACAAGUUUAUGUAUUAAGUCCUGAGGAAGGUGGUAGGAAAAAACCAAUUAGUAGUCUUUCACAAUUUCAAAUGUUUUGUAAAACGUGGGACGUUGCUGCACAAAUUAAUUUAGGUGACAAAGCAAUGGCUAUGCCAGGAGAAGAUUCCAAAUUUGAAAUCAAAUUAAUUCGUCCAAUGGUAUGUGAGAAAGGUCAACGAUUUACAUUCCGUGAUGGAAAUACAACAUUAGGAACUGGAGUUAUUACGAAUAUUCUACCAUCAUUAUCAGAAAAUGAACGUGUACUUAUUUUAGAAGGAAAAAAGAAGAAACAGAAACAAAUGGAGGGACAGUAAAGAAAAUGUUUAGAUUAAUGUAUAUAUAACA
This is a messenger RNA of Polistes dominula (European paper wasp), 1519 nucleotides long. Its product is annotated as elongation factor Tu, mitochondrial. Gene Ontology annotation, biological process: mitochondrial translational elongation. NCBI's taxonomy places the organism in Eukaryota, Metazoa, Arthropoda, Insecta, Hymenoptera, Vespidae. Gene Ontology annotation, molecular function: GTP binding; GTPase activity; translation elongation factor activity. Gene Ontology annotation, cellular component: mitochondrion. The record is from RefSeq and is a predicted model, not a curated record.